AAAGAAGUCAUAGAAGGCAUGUAGCCUAACUGAAAUAGUGUCACCGCGGCAUCACGGCAGGUACGCCUUCCUUUCCGGGCUCCCCAGGGUCUGUUGUCUUGUGGACUUGGAUUCAGUGUUCGCUACAAUGAUGCUCUGUUGGGGUCUGCACUUGCUCCAUGCGCUCUCCUGGCUACUCGUGAUGAGUACACAGCGCGUUACAUCCAAUUGUGGUCCAGGUUUCAAAAAGGGCAAAUCUGGUUGCGACCCCUGUCCUGACGGAGAAUUCAAGUCUAAAUCUAGUUCAUCAUCAUUCUGUACAAUUUGUGAUAAUUGUGGAGAAGGAACCACACAAACGUCUCCUUGCACAAAGACAAGUAAUAUUAUAUGCAGCUGCCGUGAAGGAUUCACUCGUCGCCAUCGAUUUGCAUGUAUUUGUGACAAAGGCUCGGGGGUUGAUUCUACAGGGAAAUGUGUGAAAUGUGAGGAUGGCUUCUUCAACAAUGGAGUUGAUGAAAAGACAACGUGUCAAAAACAGAAAGAUUGUGGGCCGUAUGGCGUUAAGGUCCCAGGCAGUGCUACCUCUGAUGUCACUUGUUACACUGCCACAGAAGGAGGGCCGGGGCAGACCCCUCUGGUCACUGCCUCAUCCUCAAGUCCCACACUGAAGAAGUCUACCUCGGCCAUCACCUUGGCAACAGCUGCUUCGAUGAAUCAACAGCUCAUUCACAGAGUCAACUCUUCUACUCUUCCUUCUUGGGUCACCACCCAGUCAAAAGCUACCCCAGCACCAGCUUCACACUAUUAUAAUGGGAUGGUUGCACUCCUCAUCACUUCGUUUUUCCUCACGAUCCUCUGUUUUACAUUGAUUUUCAAGUUGGCUGCUGGUCUGUGUCUCAACCGAUUUAAGAAACAGAUCGUCCGAGCAGACACCGUGUGCAGGAAGCCGGUGGAGGAGAGCGGGGAUAAGAGCAGCUCCUCCCUGGUCAGCUCCACCGACUCAUCACAGACCUUUGAGGAUGUGUAGGCAUCAUGGAAGCACAUUGGCCCCUUAUGAUGCAUGUUCCAUGUCUGAAUAAGGAGAGUGAUUUGGUUCAUGAUUGUCUG
Clupea harengus (Atlantic herring) is the source of this 1086-nucleotide messenger RNA. RefSeq lists its product as uncharacterized. Gene Ontology annotation, biological process: regulation of cell population proliferation. The record is from RefSeq and is a predicted model, not a curated record. Gene Ontology annotation, molecular function: signaling receptor activity; protein binding. NCBI's taxonomy places the organism in Eukaryota, Metazoa, Chordata, Actinopteri, Clupeiformes, Clupeidae.